AUGGAAGGUGUUGAUGGUAUGAGUAUUGGUGAAGAAGACAGGGAAGCGAUGACGGCUGUGGAUGCCGAGGAGAUGCAAAUUUAUAAAAAUAUUCAAGGUCUCAAACCCUGUGGCGAUGUGCCCAAAAUAAUUGAUAUAACUGAGGCUCAUUCCAUAACUGAUGAUGAACGCCACAGCUUAUACAAGAGUCUAGGCUUUACUACCACGCAUAAGCAAAUCUUUUCAAUCACCGGUAUCACCAACAAUACUGCCAUUUCUACUCUCGGAAGAGAGAUUGCAAUAACUGGUCGCUUCCUUGAUGAACAGCCAGAUAUUGACUGGAAGAAAACUCCAUUCUUUUUUAUAUUUGGGAACAGAAGUCACCGUGCUGUAUGCCUAGGAGAGUGGGUGUCCUCUUGUAUACCAAUGUUUCAUCUACCUGGAACAGUUAACUUUUGGUUGAGCCUGGAUGGCACCACCCCCAUUAGCCAGAUCCUGAAAUUCGACUUUCUCUCAACUUCAACUAAUCAGGAGCUGUUCUCUACAUAUUCAGGGUUCCGCCAACAACUAUGUCUUGCUCAUUUGCUCUACUCUAAAACCAAAAGAAUGACUGAUCUGUCAGGUAUCUCUAAUUUUUCUGAGGCAAAAAUUAUGCACGACCUCAUCUUGUCUUACUGCGAACGCAAUUCUACCACCUUCAUCCGCUCAAUUCAAAACCCAUUCGGCCGUGGCGAAAAUUUGUACUUGGAGAUUCUUUUGGAGACAAUGCUAAUGGAAUGGAUUUAUAAGAGACUGGAAGAGGGAUGUCCAACAGAGACCCUUAAUUUUCAAGGUUUAGGAGUGAUCCAUAUGCUGGCUAUCUUGAGUUACAGGUCGCUCAUUCGGAUGUAUUGUGAAUUGGGGAAAGGAAAGCUGUCAUUGGAUUUCGCAGAUUUAACAGGCUGGACCGCUCUGCACUGGGCUGCAUUCUUCAACAGGAAUCAAACGGCUCAGCUUCUUGUAGGCAUGGGUGCAAAUCCAACAUUAGUUACUGGGCGAACUAUACAAUUCCGCAACGGAUUGACUGUUGCUGAAGUCGCGUUGAAAAAUGGUCAUCACAAACUAGCGUCUCAUCUUGGUAAGAUCACUGAGGAGUACUUACACCGGAUUAAUGCAGCAGCACUAGAGGCUUCGUCCAGUCAGGUUCAGUUGGAUACAGAAAAUCACACUGAAAUGGGUGGUAACUGUAAAUCAGGGAAGAAGAGGUUCCGAGAUGAUUCUGAGUAUGGCCAGGCUGUUAAAAUUCAAGCUGCUUUCCGAGGCUUCAGGAUAAGAAAACAUUAUGCUGGAAACCAGUCGAAAGAAGUUACCCCAGGUGAAGCAAGUUGA
Papaver somniferum (opium poppy) is the source of this 1347-nucleotide messenger RNA. RefSeq names its product calmodulin-binding transcription activator 5-like. Gene Ontology annotation, biological process: regulation of transcription by RNA polymerase II. Lineage: Eukaryota; Viridiplantae; Streptophyta; Magnoliopsida; Ranunculales; Papaveraceae. The record is from RefSeq and is a predicted model, not a curated record. Gene Ontology annotation, molecular function: protein binding; double-stranded DNA binding; transcription coregulator activity. The coding region runs from base 1 to 1347 and encodes 448 amino acids. The transcript is spliced from 6 exons. Gene Ontology annotation, cellular component: nucleus.